AUCAGGGCAGAUCACGCGAGUUCUUCAGUCUUCACCAGAGAGAAGAGAAGCAGAUCCAAGUGCUGUGUUGAGAUCUUCAUCAUGUCGUGCUGCGGUGGCAACUGCGGGUGCGGAUCCGGCUGCAAGUGCGGCAACGGCUGCGGAGGGUGCAAGAUGUACCCUGAGAUGGACGAGGGGGUGACCACCUCUCAGACUCUCAUCAUGGGAGUUGCGCCCUCUUCCAAGGCAUCGUUCGAGGACGCGGCCGCCGCCACCGGAGCAGAGAACGGAGGCUGCAAGUGCAACCCGUGCACCUGCAACCCGUGCACCUGCAAGUGAUCCAUAUGAUUUCAGUUAAGCACGAUGGAUGGAUCAUCGAUGAGUGUGGAGCGGUACUAGUAUGUGAGUCGCGCGUGGUUUGUGUCUUGUGUCAUGAAUAAGACGAGAUCCAUCGGUCGAUUGGCGUAUAAGUACACCUAUGUAUGUCUACCAGCAACUUCUGUACUUGUUCCAAGACCGUUCCGUCAUGUGGCUUGAUAAAUAAUAUGGAUUUUCCAACUA
Messenger RNA from Lolium rigidum, 540 nucleotides. Its product is annotated as metallothionein-like protein 2A. The record is from RefSeq and is a predicted model, not a curated record. Gene Ontology annotation, molecular function: metal ion binding. The coding region runs from base 82 to 318 and encodes 78 amino acids. NCBI's taxonomy places the organism in Eukaryota, Viridiplantae, Streptophyta, Magnoliopsida, Poales, Poaceae. The transcript is spliced from 2 exons.